UUUUAUUCUAAUCGGGAUAGGCAUCCCAUUGUGCCACGAAGCACUGAAACAGAGCCGAAAGGACAUGCCCUCUUUGCGCACGCCUGGCACUGGUAAAGCGGGUCUCGGAUGCCGUGCAGAAAUCAAAGAAAAGCCACAUUUCGAAAGCGAUUCCGUUUAGUUCAAUUUGAGCGCCGUUGACUUGACGGUCUUGGCCCAAAGCACGUGCUAUCCGAGGCGGCGCGUGCAGCUGCAGCAGCUGGUGGCCAGCAUCAGCAUCAGCAUCAGCAGCAGCAACAACAGCAGCAGCAUCAGCAUCAGCAACAGCAACAGCAGUAGGAAGGGCAACAAAAACGUCGGCACUAUCGCAACAUGAAAUGCUUUACGCUAGGCUAGGGAGGCAUGAUGGGAUGUUGUAAAGAAGAAGAAGAGGAUGAGUAAAAAUUGAAACGGUUGGAGAAGAGGAAGCAGCUAGACAGUACAUCAGUGCAAGAUAACUGGGUGCGAGUGAGAUCGAACGAAAAGAAUGACUCUGACUGUGACUGUGUGUGAGUGAGUGAGUGAGUGGAGUGAGUGGCGUGUGAGAAUGCGACAAUAAAUUAGCCGUAACCUGCACCUUGUUAUUUGCACCUGUAUCCUAACGGGAUUACAUAUAUACGAACAUACAUACAUAUACGUAUGUAAGAAUAUUGCUAACAACACAACAAAGCUGAAGAGAAGAAGCCAAGAACAACAGGCAAGCAAUCAAAGUUAAUUUAGUUGUGUGUGUGUGAAUACGUGGAAAACCCAAAUGUGUGGAAAACGUAAACGUAAAUUCUAUUUACGCAAAUAAUACCUCGAACAAAGCCCAAUAGCAGCAACAAAAAUAGCCAGGAAGCGGGAAAGAGGAGGGCCCGCCAGCUCGGCAGGCAGCUCGAAGCUCCUAAAAGUAGGCAGCGCAAGAAUUAGAAGCAGCAGCCGCAGCAAACAGCGCAAACAGGAUACUUAAAAUAUCGAGGCAAAUACCCAAAACACACACAUACGCACGCACGCACGAACGCACCAGCAUCCAUAUACAUACACGCACGCACAGUGCUGAGUUCAUAUUUUUGGACUGCCUCUGGCAAUCCUCCCUCCCUCCCUGGCCAUGCCCAAUGCCCAUCCUACUUUGCAACACGAAAUAAAUAUAAAAUAAACCCAACACUGAGGUGUAUGGCCCCAAGAAAGGGCAAACAAACAGAGCCGACAAAAAUAUAUAAAAGAAUACUACAACAACCAGAAAGAUGCCAAAAUGCUGGACAAAGAUUGAUGCUGGCUGCCGACGAACAGCAACAACAACAAUAACUAUAAUGAACAGUGGUAACUGCCUAAAGUGAGCAGAUACAAUCGACGUUUAUUGAAAUAUUUUCGAUUCCGCCAAAUUACGACGAUUAAGCCAUGAACGCACUCGAUAUGAAUAAACAAUUUCUGAGCGUCUCCCAGGACCACAAUCAGCAUCAGACCUCGGCCGACGACCAGAGGAGUCGCUCAAGAUCGGAGCGUGCCUCGAGCCUGGCACUACCCCUCAACUCUCUACUGGACUUUUACGACAAGCAACAGGAGCAGUGCAAGUCAGUCACUUUGUUGCCACUUCCGAGCAACUCUGGAAAUUCCAGCAGCAGCAACAGCAGCAGCAGCAUUGUGCGACGCCACUCCUCCCACUACUAUCCGAUGCUCGAGGACAAGCAAAAGCCGUCGCAGUUGCCUCCUCAGGCAGCCACACAAAUGCUUGUAAACAUGACGGAGCAGAAAUACGACAAGUCAGCGCCAAUGGGCGCCAGGCAGCAGCUCCAGUUCCAUCAGCAGCAACAGCAGCAGCAGCUGGUGCGGGUGGACACCCCAGUCACACCCCCUCCGCCCAUUCCACGGCGACUGCUGCGGGGCAAGUCCGCCUGGCAGCCGAGUGGCAGUCCCAAUCCCAUGAUUACGGGCGGACAGGAUAGCGCCCACGGCACUGGCACGGUGUUUGUUUAUCCGCAGCCAACAAACGUGACCACAGAGUCAGUAGCCGGCGUGGGGGGUGGUGGAGGAGUGGCUGGUGCAGGAACUGGCGGACAGGGAGGCGGGCUACAAUCAGCGCUGCUUGUUGACAUUGCCACACGUCCGGCUCCGGCUCACGGAUAUGCGGAUGCCGAUGGCAUUUCCGAUGACGACCGCAUGAGUCUGGAGAACUCUGUCUUCGACGAGUCGCUAACCUCCACGCCGGUCAAGGUCGCCAGCUAUCAUGCCGCAGGCGGACGAUACUCCGCAAUGGGUCACAUUGCCAAGCGAGCCCAGCGCUCCUCCAGCAGCACCGUUGACUCCGCCUAUGGGUCCUCGCUGGGUGGUCAUAGCGAGAGGUUCGCCAGCAGCUCAACCAGUGUUGAUUUCCGCAGUCGAUUCUCCUCGGUGGACACGCAGUCCUCCCUGGACGAGAAGCCCCUAUCGAGUUCAAUUGACUCUCCAUUGGCCACCAACCGGGACUCAGCUUUCCGGGAGCGGGCCAUCCUCAACGAUGCCAUGCACAAGCUGAACAACAACAACAGCCUCGGAAUGGCUCUAUACCAGGCCAGUAACAAUAACCACAGCACCAGCAGCAGCAGUGGAGUUGGAGCCUCAAUCGACAGCGGCUCAAAGUUGCCAGUGGUUCCCGCCCGGAAGCAACCACCACAAACCGCCAAAAACAGUGGAAACAGCAACAACUCAUCGGGAGAAAACAGAUCUCAGAACUCCAAGGAGACCACCAGUGUCUCGGCAUCGGCAUCAACGUCCUCUGCCGCCUCGGCAGGCUCUAGUACCAUCUCCAGUGGCACCAUGUCCUCCAUGUCCGGGCCAUCGCCCUCUGUGACGGUGCCAUCGGUCGCCGAUUUGAAUCCCAACUUGAAACGUCCAGGGCCACCAGAGCCACCACUACGGCAGGCCAACGCAGUUUUUGAUUCCAUGGAGAUGGGUCCUCGGGGUCAUCCAGCUCCUCCACUGACCGUUCGAAACAAACUGGGACGCACUAAGCCUCCACCGAUUUCGUAUCCGAGAAUGCAGCAACGCCAGGACUCAACCUUGUCCAGCGACAGCUAUUCGAUCAGCUCAAGUCCAGGUUACAACUCCAAGUUGAUGGAGGCGCCGCUAUUGGGCUCAGGAUCGCAUCAGGUUGGCAGGAAAUCAAAUGCACCAGGAUCCGCUCAAAGGCAGACUCCUCUAACGGACCUGGCACCGACGCGGUUUUUAAGCGGUGGAGUAGGAGGAGCUGCUAAGCAGGCACCAGCUGUACCACCACCUAGGGGCAGGAUUAACUUCCGCCAGGAUUCAACCAUCUCUAGCGAUAGCUUCAGUCAGACGUCCAGUCCGGGGUACAACCCCAAGCUCAUGGAGGCGCCGCUACUGCCCUCCCUCUCCGCCAAGCGAUUGUGCAGUGCACCAGCACCGAUAGUCUGCCGGCAGGGAAUACAGCAUGAACCCAUCGAGGAGUUGGAGCCACCGCAGACUCUAUCGCCGCUCCACAAGACGAGUGGUCCGCCCAGCAGCCUGCAGACUAUAGUUCGUUUCCAGAAUGGUGCCCCGCACACCAUGUCCUUGCAGCAUCAGAUCAUCAACCGGCGGAAGAGCUCAAAUCCGUAUAUUACCAAUGGCCGGUUGAAGUUCCGCCUGUUCCAAAUCCUGAUCAAUGCAUUCGCCCUGCUGGCCAUCGCCGGAGGACUGGCUGCCUACUUCAAUGCCUAUCCGACAAUUAAGUUUGUGAACAAGACGAUCAUCAAUACAAUCCAUGUGGAGGACACCACCAGCUUUGGCAAAAACCCGGCUCCGGGCACUUGUCUGCCGAUAAUCGUUCGUUUUUGCCAGGGUCCCCAGAUACCGUAUAACUAUACCGUGUUCCCGAACUACAUCGGACAUUUUGGUCAACUGGAAACACAGACGGACUUGGAUUCCUAUGAGGCCUUAGUUGAUGUAAGAUGCUACGAACUGGUUUCCUUGUUCCUAUGUACCUUGUUUGUGCCCAAGUGUGGACAGAGUGGUGCCACUGUGCCACCCUGCAAGACGCUGUGCACGGAGACCAUGCGCCGAUGUGGAUUUUUCUUUGACGUUUUUGGCCUUAGCCUUCCCGAGUACCUGAACUGCAAGCUCUUCAAGGACUUCCCCAGCUCCGAGGACUGUGUGGGUCUGGAGGAGGUGCGCGAAGUGAUGAUAGCCUCCUCGAAUCCGAAGUGCGAUGGCUUCCAGUGCGACCAAAACCGCUGUCUGCCGCACGAGUAUGUUUGUGAUGGCCACUUGGAUUGCAUGGAUCAGGCGGACGAGGCCAGCUGUGAAAGAUGUGGUCCAGACGAGAUAUACUGCGGCGAUAUGCAAUGCAUUGGAACCAAGCACAUAUGUGAUGGCAUAAUCGAUUGUCCUUACGGUCAAGACGAGAGGAAUUGCUUGAGAUUGAGUGAGCGGAAUGGAGAUGUAGGAACUGGUGUCCUGGAGGUCUACCGCAUAGGUCAGCGUCAGUGGAUGCCAGCUUGUGUCAAGAACUGGGAUCGUGCUGUUUCCCCGAGUGCCGUUUGCUCCAUUCUUGGCUACUCGGCGGUGAAUGCCACUAGUGUCCUGACCCAACGCACCCAUCGUCCGUUGCUGGCCUCCGUAAACGUGUCCACGGAUAUUUGGAAAAUGUACGCCAAGAGACGUUCCACUUUGAUGCAGGAAUUCUCCAACUGCAAGAGAUCGGAGGAUUAUCCAAUGGCUGAACUAACAUGUUCCAAUUAUGAAUGCGGAAGAGUCAAACGAGGUCGCCACAAGCCCUCUAGGCGUAUUAUUGGUGGCACCCCAGCUAAUCCUGGUAACUGGCCCUUCCUGGCAGCCAUUUUGGGCGGUCCCGAGAAGAUCUUCUACUGUGCCGGGGUCCUAAUCUCGGACCAAUGGGUGUUGACGGCCUCCCAUUGUGUUGGAAAUUAUACGGUUAUUGAUCUGGAAGACUGGACUAUACAGCUGGGAGUAACUCGUCGCAACUCAUUUACCUACACGGGUCAGAAGGUCAAAGUCAAGGCGGUUAUUCCGCAUCCCCUGUACAACAUGGCCAUAGCCCACGACAACGAUAUUGCACUAUUCCAGCUGGCUACACGAGUUUCCUUCCAUGAGCACCUCCUUCCGGUCUGCCUGCCACCUCCGAGCGUUAGGAAUCUCCAUCCUGGGACUCUGUGUACUGUCAUUGGCUGGGGGAAAAGGGAAGAAAAGGAUCCCAAAUCCACGUACGAGUUUAUUGUGAACGAGGUGCAGGUGCCCAUCAUUACCCGCAACCAGUGCGACGAGUGGCUGGACAACUUGACAGUGUCGGAGGGCAUGGUCUGUGCAGGAUUCGAUGACGGAGGCAAGGACGCCUGUCAGGGCGAUUCGGGCGGCCCACUUCUGUGUCCGUAUCCGGGGGAGAAGGACCGCUGGUUUGUCGGCGGCAUCGUGUCCUGGGGCAUCAUGUGCGCCCACCCCAGACUGCCCGGUGUCUAUGCGAAUGUGGUGCAGUACGUGCCGUGGAUUCAGGAGCAGAUGGCGAAGCAUGCCCGGCCCAUCAACGAGGAGCGAGUGAACAAGUAUGACCUGCACCCCGGCGGACCCGAUAUGCUCUCCAAAAUAGCCACAGACCCGAUGCGGAAUGGCCAACCCUACUACUACUCCCAUCCCAGGACGGCGGCCAAAACCUAAGCCUGGUAAUGGAGGAUUUGAGAUGAAACGAGGUGACACUUGAACACACCAUAUCUAAUAUCGAAGAAAAACGAUUGCACAAAGUAUAUACACACAGAAACCGGAUGAAUCCUGUGGGAUACAUACAUAUAUUUUGCUACUGAACUUAGAGUGUUUUAGCCAUCCCGCUAUAACCGAUUUGGGCAACAUAAUCAUGUGUCAAUUUGCCGAAUUUAUUUGUCAAUUUUUUUACAAAGAGAUUUAUAUGAACCUGAUACCCGAGGAUGACGAUAUCCUAAUAUCCUCCAAAAGAAGCGCCCGAAAUGGGUGGACCUAAAUGUCAAUACCCGCAUUGCGAACGCGAUUUAUAUAUUUAAAGAUAAACGAUGAUAUCCAAUAUAUAGCCGAUAUGUAACCAAUUGGUAAUUGUGUCUAAAUACCCAAAAAAAAAAAGAAAGAAAUCUGGACAAUAAUUCGAUUUUGUAGCUGAAUUUUGUGUUGAAAGGCCCUGAUAGGAAAACUAAAAAGAAUACUACGAGUAUAUAAAUGUCGAAGAAAAAGAUAGAAAAAAUAUAUAUAUAUAUUAUUAGAACCAAAGCUAUUGAGUGUUGAAAAUUAGAGCAGCAACUAACUAAGCGACAAAUAUAUGUAAUAAAUUUUAGUGAAUAUGUAACUCUAUAUUUAAACGUAUAGAAAUAAGGAAAACUUGCUGAUCUUGGGCAUUUGAAGGAGGAAACGUGCAGUUGACAAUAAUGAGAAAUACAAAUGCACAAUAAGCAAAAAAUGAAAGAAAAUAUAUAUAUUUAGGGAAUAAGUCAUGAAAAUACUAACUACAAUGCGUGGGUUUCAGCUUUAAAGAACACUAAAUGAAGUUAUUAAAACGAACUUGAAGAUGUCAUUGCCGGCUAGAUGAUAAUUCUGUGUAACUUAAUAUUUAGAACUAUUUACACGAUUGCCACGCCCCUCUUAGACUGGCCGCUUUAUAGUCGAAGCUCAAUAUUAUCGCUCUAAUUUGUAUCCCCCGUGCUCCUAUCAUCCGUAGUCCUAGGUGUGCCAUGCUAACGUGCGAUAAUUUUUACAACUAUUUUGCUAAAAACAAAUGACAAAAUAUAUAUAUGAAAAAUCGGCACAAAAAUGAAUGUAAAAUAUGCGUAACUAAAGACUCAAAAUUGGUUGUUUCAUCAAUUACACAAAACACACUCAUACGCACACACACUUGAGCUUCGCGAUGUGUACAGCUUUGAUAUUAUUUUCAAUCCGGAACCGGAACCAAAAAACCAAAAUGGCCGGAAUUCCAGGAGCUCGGUGUAUUAGACUUAUUCUUUCUAGCUAAAAAAAAAGGAAAUACAAAACUGUUGAAAUGCUUUAGACAAGAGAUUAAAAAUGUAUAACCGAUCACUAUUAGUUCUAGUUGGACAUAUACUGGACAUAUACACACACAGAUAGAUAUACCAUAUUAUACGCCUAUCUAUAUAUAUAUAUAUAUAUGCAUGUUUUGUACAAUCAGUUUACAAGUGGAAAAGUAUUAUUAGUCUUAAAUGGGGGGUUAAAUGAAGCGCAUAUUACACAAGGCACAUGAAAAGAAACCAUAUGUAACUGAAAUAUAUAUACAAGAAAUAUACAUAUAACGCGGAUACAUAUAUUCUAUAUAUAUAUUGUAGAAGUAGCUUGUAAGCAGAUGUGAUGGUGUCUAAAUUUAUACAUGCAUAUUACCAAGCGAAGAGCGCAAAGCUUAGUUUAUACUCGAGACAAAUCUGUGGGCUGUUGCAUCUAGAGACGAAAGCAUACUUAUUACUAAAGGCUUAAGGACAGCGGCCGGAUUCAGGACAAUACAUAUUCAUAGGGAUAUACCCAUAUCACAGACAUAAUGCUUACUUCGAUAUCAUGCAUUGCAUUUCUAGGGAAUUUAGGAGGUAACACUGAUUGAUAUAUGAAAGAAAAGUUGAUCUUAAAACGGAAAAGAAAAGAAAAUGUAUAUUAUCCGUGGUGUUAACUCCUAAGAAUCUUGGAAUUUACCAAAACUCAUCCUUAAAUUGCAACUAUUGUUUCCUUUAGCUGUUGCCUUGGACAGUUAGCCACUCAUAUCCUUUCUAACUUUAUGUUCCGUGGGUACCCACUCCUUGUGCAUUUACGAUUAUGUGGACUAUGGCGGUCUAUUUUAUACACCCAUGCUCCAGGCUACUAUCAAAACGCUUAGCUUUAUGUACAUUUAGUCUAAAUCGAACAUAACC
This is a messenger RNA of Drosophila ananassae, 7853 nucleotides long. RefSeq lists its product as uncharacterized. Lineage: Eukaryota; Metazoa; Arthropoda; Insecta; Diptera; Drosophilidae. Gene Ontology annotation, biological process: proteolysis. The record is from RefSeq and is a predicted model, not a curated record. Bases 1396 to 5643 code for a protein of 1415 amino acids. Gene Ontology annotation, molecular function: protein binding; serine-type endopeptidase activity. The transcript has 14 exons. Gene Ontology annotation, cellular component: membrane.